This is a messenger RNA of Enterobius vermicularis (human pinworm), 627 nucleotides long. The record is from the annotation of a GenBank genome assembly. Lineage: Eukaryota; Metazoa; Nematoda; Chromadorea; Rhabditida; Oxyuridae.
AUGGACGGCGAUUUUCGAGCUAUUAUUCUUGAACGUUUGAAAAGUAGAAAUGAAGUUUGCGAUCAAUUUUCACCUCUAUUUGCCGCAUAUAAUGAGUUAACAGACUAUGUGGCACAACUAGGUAGUCGAGGGCGUUUAAGAUCGUCAUCAGUUAAUGGAGGAGGUAACGAAACUGAUUCAAAACUACGUGAAGAACUUUCUGAGCUCUAUCGGAAAAAGGAGCAGAAUGACCAACAACUAAUAGAGACAAAUAAUCGUUUGGAAAACCUUCAGAAGAAAUUUGAGGAAUUACAGGCAAAGCAUGAUGCUACGUUGGCCGAACUCGAAGAGGUCAGGAAGAAAUUGAAGGCAUUGAAGGAGGAGAAUAACACCUUGUUUGACUCUAAUAGAAUUUUAAGGGAUGAACACUUAGCUUUACAAGUUACCUAUGACAAUUUGGCUCAGAGGACUCAAGUUGUGGAGCAGGAGAACUUGAAGUUGAUUGAGAAUUUGAAGGAAGCAAAGAAUGAACAAAUUAAACUUUUAAAUGAACAGAAUGAAAGGGAAGAAAGAGAAAGGGAUCGUAUGCGACAGGCAGAAAUAAUUUCGUCCAUUUCAAACUCUCCUCCCUCAUCGGACGAAAAGUAA